Messenger RNA from Xenopus laevis (African clawed frog), 2171 nucleotides. RefSeq names its product RNA binding motif protein 7 L homeolog (gene rbm7.L). Gene Ontology annotation, cellular component: nucleus; nucleoplasm. The record is from RefSeq and is marked provisional. Lineage: Eukaryota; Metazoa; Chordata; Amphibia; Anura; Pipidae. Gene Ontology annotation, molecular function: RNA binding; single-stranded RNA binding; nucleic acid binding. Gene Ontology annotation, biological process: regulation of alternative mRNA splicing, via spliceosome.
ACAAGUGAUAGUUUCGAUACGUGAAAUUCUGGAGAAAUGGGAGCGGCCGAGGCGGAUAGGACAUUGUUUGUCGGGAAUUUGGACCCGCGAGCUACAGAAGAGCUGCUUUUUGAGUUAUUUUUGCAGGCAGGCCCUGCAUUUAGUGUUAAAAUCCCAAAGGAUAAAGAUGGAAAACCAAAGCAGUUUGCUUUUGUGAAUUUCAAGCACGAAGAGUCUGUUCCCUAUGGAAUGAGUCUACUAAAUGGCAUCAAACUGUUUGGAAGGCCUCUCAAAAUACAAUACAGAUCAGGAAGUAAACACAUUCAACAAGAUGGCAAUAAUUCUCCUCAUUCAACACACUUUAACGGCAAUGGAAGUCCAACUGGUUCAUCACCAAAUGGAAGCAGGUAUGACAGAAACGGAGAUCACCUAAAAUCUCCUGGACACUCUCCUGUUCAAAAUUCACAGAGAUCAUUUUCUUCACCUGAUAACCUUCAGAGACAAGCAGUGAUAAACAAUUUUAUGUGGCAGCAGUCGUCUCGGUAUGGAACAGGAUCACAAGCACAAUCACAGUCUAGCUACUCUCCACCUUCAUCUCAAACGCAUUAUGAUAAGUACAGCCAAAGUUCCCAGCAGUCUUCAAGGCUAUAUGAUUCUUCUUCUGCCCAGCGCAAAGACAGAGUGCAUGGCUCUCAUCCAUAUAUGAGUGAUGGCCACCAUUACAGCCGGGAGACGCACCACAGGGGCCGUCAUGAGGAGCACUACUAUGAAGAUAGAGCCUAUGACAACAGGUGGCGGUCUUCAAGACACUGAGUUUGAAAGAAGAUAUAUUUCAGUUUUGCUUUACAACAAACAUUUUCAAACAAGUUCCAUACUUAACUGAAAGCAGAAGCAAUCUUGGAAAUGAAACUGAAAAAUUAGAAGUUUUUUCAGUUGUUUAAUUUUACCACCUCUCGUUUUAAUCUUUUUACAAAAUAUUUUUAAAAACCUGCAUUACCAGUGACAAUAUUACAUCAUCUAGCCUGUUUGAUAAUUAAGCUCUCAAAAAAAGAAAAAAAAAUGUUGUACAACAAAAUGGCAUAUCAUAUUUGUACUGAGCAAUAAUUUGUAUAUAUCAUAAGGUCUGAUGUUAUAAUAUCACGGUUUGCAGGAAAGGAUUUUUAUUUAUUUUAGAUGUUCCCACAUGCUUGUGAAAAAUGGAAUAUCUUUAUCUUUUGCUGUGUUGUCUUACAAAAAAAAAAACACUGGUUAUAAAUAUAGUUUUGAGCUCUGUACCCAUGGGAAUUAAAAUAUGCCCUUAUCAAGCAGUAUACAAAACAAAUGUUUAAGAUGUUGGUACAGAGCCUUGACUUGCUCAGAUAUAUUCCAUUUAACUGAGUUUAAGAUUAUUCCAAUAAGGUUUGUAACUUGCAAGUUUUAUUUUGGUUUAGAUUUUUUUUAGUAGCUAAGUAACAAUAUAUGUCUAUAUCUGGAUUAACAUGUAGAUUCCAGCAGAUUAUUACACCAGCAGGAUAUUCACUUAUUUUAACAGUAUAAUUCAGCUCAGGAUAGCAGUUGAUAACCGCUCUGGUUUAUUAAAAUCACUUAAGGAGAAGCAAAUAUUUUACAUUUGUAUUUUUUUUAUGCCACGGUUAGAAAGCUGAAUUCUUUUCAAAGUAUUUGAUACUAAAGUGUUCUUCCACUUCAAAAUGUUCCCAGUGUAUGCCAAUUUUUCAUAUGCAGUUGGCUAUUGUUUUACAAGUAAAAGAAUUGGAACUAUUUUAUGUUGACAUUUGACGUUCCCACUCAAAUUCACAGUGUAACAAAAUAAGUGUUAAAUAUUCAGUAUUGAAACACCAUUAAUGAGAAGUGUUUUUCAAAAAUAAUAAUAAUUUUCGAAGCACCAUUUUUACAGAGAAAGCAACCUCUAUUGUAAUCAUUUUGAAUUUUAAUUGAUAAUUUGUAUGAAUUCAUUGUAGAGGUUUAUUUUGUGCAUUGUUGGGACAAAAAAAAUAUUUUAAUAUGGCUGAUCGGGGUAACUCAGGAAAAUGCUAUGUCACAAAAUCAUUUCAGGUAAAGCAUAUUUAGACAACUUUUUUCUUUUAAUAAUUUCAAGAGAAAAGCCAUACCCUGUUAAUUAUUUAGUAAAAUGGAUUUCCAUGUAAGGUGUUAACUUAAUAUCCUCUUGUAAUGUCAACUAUAUUUUGCCACCA